UUGUACUACUCACUGAAAAUGCGAUAACUAUUACUAAAGUGCGCCAUUCUUUUAAAACAACUCGCAUAAACUUAUUGUCUCACGUUUUCGAGUAAUUAAUAAAAGCAGUGUUUCACGUUUUGCGCGAACUCAUUAUAAACAUUUAUAUUUCGUCAUAAAAUGUCACGUACUGCGAGUCGUAUUUACGUUGGAAAUUUACCCCCGGACAUACGAACAAAGGAUGUCCAGGAUUUAUUUCAUAAAUUUGGCAAAGUAGCGUUUGUCGACUUGAAGAAUAGGCGUGGUCCUCCAUUCGCAUUUGUCGAAUUUGAAGAUCCCCGGGAUGCAGAAGAUGCAGUGAAAGCUCGAGAUGGAUAUGAUUAUGACGGCUAUAAACUGCGUGUUGAAUUUCCAAGAGGUGGUGGACCAGGCAGUUUCAGAGGUAAUCGUAAUGAUCGAAACCGAAACGAUGGUGGUCGUGGAGGAGGCGGUGGUGGUCGCGGUCCACCCACCAAACGGUCGCAAUACCGAGUAAUGGUAACAGGAUUGCCAUCGUCCGGUUCCUGGCAGGAUUUGAAGGAUCAUAUGCGUGAAGCUGGCGAUGUUUGCUUUGCGGAUGCUUAUAAGGACGGUACUGGCGUUGUUGAGUUUUUGAGGCAAGAAGAUAUGAAAUAUGCCAUCAAAAAAUUAGAUGAUUCUCGUUUUAGAUCUCAUGAAGGAGAAGUCUCAUACAUACGAGUGCGAGAAGAUUCCGGAGAUGGAGACCGUGGUAGUCGUGACCGCCGGGGUGAUAGAUCCCGAUCUUUUUCACCACGUGGUCGUCGUCGCGGAUCUCCUACAUAUUCCCCAGUUCGGCGAUCAUAUUCCAGGUCAAGGUCGCGUUCUCGAUCAAACUUCUAGUUUUAAAAAAGAAAAAAGAGCUAUUAAUAAAAAAAAUCACAUCGCAACAUUACCAUGUGUCGAGCGCAUAUAUCAAGGAUUUUUUUUUUAUCGCAACGUCUCAUGUCAGAUGAUUUAGAACUCCACUUUCGGAAAGCUUUAAAAUCUUUGCAAAUUGGAGUGUAAUCUUCAGGGAAUACACAUAUUUUAAGGCAAGCGUUUUUUUUUUUGCCAAAACAUUUCAUUUGAAAUAAUUGAUUUAAAAAGUUUACAGCUAUUGAAUAAUUUGCGACUGCUCUUAGUACAAUAUUCAAAGAAUAAGAAGCUUCAAAUAUUAAAUUAUGCAUCUCCCAUAAAAUAACUAAUUUGCGCAUAUUUCAUAUGAAAAUAAAUUCCAUUUUUUUAUAUUAAUAAAAUAUUUUAAUUUUCUUUCCGCUCUAUUCACGGAAAUUGGAAUGGAUGGAAUGGAAUGGAGUUAUUAAGGAUUUCGAUGGAUUCAGAAUAUUUGGAUUAAUAAUGGAAAUUUAAAAACGGAUUACAAUAAGUUAUAAACAGACGAUGAUAAUCAUUAAAAAAGACUUCAGUUAGCCAAAUAUGCAAAGGAAAAAAAAUAUGACAGGGAUUCUAAUUUACGUGAAUAUAUAUAUGAGAAUAAUAGGCGAAACCUAAUUCUCUGAAACAAAUGGAAGCGUUGAUUGGCACAGAAUUUGUUAAUCAUACAUUUGGAAUAGGAUUAAUUUGCGACUUCACGUAAGAAAAUAAGUUUUUACAUUUCACACUCAAUUGUGUAAAUCUUUAUUUGAGCAGUUAUUUUUCGAUUCCUGCGUACUUUUUUCUUUUGUUAUGGACUUUCAAAAAAACUGUCUGCGGCACAUUAUUAAGUUAAUUAGUUAUUACCAGAUUUCAAGGAUUACAGACUUGUGGAUCAUAUCGGUAAAUAUUGACAUUGAUUGCAAAGCCUUACACAUCCUUCAUUAACAGUACUGAUUAACACUUUAAUGAAAUUCCUAAGAGUGUAUCUAAAAAUUUCCAAUAAAGCAAAUAAUCUGAAAGAUUGCAUAAUUGAAA
Molecule: messenger RNA, 1926 nt
Organism: Ceratitis capitata (Mediterranean fruit fly)
Lineage: Eukaryota; Metazoa; Arthropoda; Insecta; Diptera; Tephritidae
Product: serine/arginine-rich splicing factor 1A
Exons: 3
Coding region: 160-879 (239 amino acids)
Cellular component (GO): nucleus; cytoplasm; ribonucleoprotein complex
Molecular function (GO): mRNA binding
Source: RefSeq, a predicted model, not a curated record